Fusarium sp. VM40 is the source of this 1728-nucleotide messenger RNA. The record is from the annotation of a GenBank genome assembly. NCBI's taxonomy places the organism in Eukaryota, Fungi, Ascomycota, Sordariomycetes, Hypocreales, Nectriaceae.
AUGGCUUCGAUCUUGCGACAGAUCGUGGCGGGGCCGCGAGCUCGGCAUCCUGAAGCGGGUUUAGAUCUCUGCUAUGUCACGGAUCACAUUAUCGCAACAUCUGGACCCUCAGAAACAUACCCUCAGCUCGCAUACCGAAACCCGCUCGACCAGGUUGUGAAAUUCCUCGACUCUAAGCACGGCGAGGACUGGGCGAUAUGGGAGUUCCGCGCUGAAGGAACAGGUUAUCCGGACGAAUCCGUAUACGGUCGCGUGAGGCAUUACCCAUGGCCUGAUCACCACCCACCUCCCUUUCGGCUCGUGCCCAUGAUCAUGGCCAGUAUGCGCAAUUGGUUACAUGGUGGAGAAUUUGGUGGCGGAAGUGUUACAGACGAUGGAAGACCUGUUUCCUCAAAUAAGGGUGCACUUACUGAGGCGCAAAAAAGCGAGAAGCGUGACAAGAGAGUCGUAGUGGUGCACUGCAAAGCUGGCAAGGGACGCAGCGGAACAGUGAGCUGCAGCUAUCUCAUUGCCGAGGAGGGGUGGAAGCCUGAAGACGCCCUCGCACGAUUUACAGAGCGACGUAUGCGCCCGAAGUUCGGCGCUGGUGUAUCGAUCCCUUCACAAUUGCGCUGGAUCAGCUAUGUUGAGCGCUGGACUAAAGGCGGCAAGAAAUACACUGAUAGACCCAUUGAAAUCGCUGAGAUUCACGUCUGGGGUUUACGCCACGGUGUCAAGGUUGAUGUCGAAGGAUUUGCAGACGAGGGCAAGAAGAUCGACGUCUUUCACACAUUCAAGAAGGAAGAGCGUGUUGUUGUUGACCCAGAAGCACCUGAAGAGAGCGGCAUCAGCGAUAUGAUCUGGGAAAUGGCCGGAUAUCAGAUCACGAAGCCAAAGCAGGAAGCGCCUGAGGAAGCGCACUUUUCCGAUGCAACGAACCCCGGUGACAACGAUUUGCCCGAGGCUGAAAGGAAGGACUCAAAAGGCAAAGCGAAGACUAUUAAGCGCAAGGGUACCGAGUUACUACAUAAGGUGUCACCAGGAGGUUCGCAUAAGGGCACGGAGAAGGCUAAGAAUGAUUCUGCUACAUCAUCGAAGACGGACGUUACAGAGGCAAACUCGGAAGAAGAACCCGGUGGUAUGGCUGUUAUCCUGAGGCCCAAAGAGCCCAUCCGAAUUCCCAACAGCGAUGUCAACAUCUCCGUCGAGCGUCGUAACAAGACGCCCAAGAGCAUGGGUCUCACCAUGGUAACAGCCGUUGCACAUGUGUGGUUCAACACUUUCUUCGAGGGCCAAGGCCCCGAAAGGGACGGCAAAGCCCUUGAUAGUGGUGUCUUCAGUAUCGAGUGGGACGCCAUGGACGGAAUUAAAGGAUCCAGCCGCAAGGGCUCUCGAGCCUUUGACCGCAUUGCUGUAGUCUGGCGCGUAGCCGGCACUGACGCCAUGCCGGAGGAAGUGCUAGAGCCAGCAGAGGGUCAACCAGUACCUCAGGUACGAGCUGCGAACUGGAAGGGCGCGAAUAGUGAGGACCCAGAUGCUGAGAAGGAUUUGGGACUCAGGGUGCAGAGCCCUGCGAGCGCAGAUGUGAGCAAGGCGAGUAGCUUCCAGAGUACUGAGGCGGCGACUGAGAAAAAGAAUGAGGGGGAUGAGAUUGAUGGUGUUAGGGCGAGUGGACCGUCCGGGGAGGAUUUGGUAACUGGGGGCCAUGGGGAGGUGAAGGGAGAUGUGAACACGAAGACCGCGUUGUGA